CACUGCCGCAACGCCUCUGCAUCAUACUUUUGUAAAUGUCACCCAUUCGAUGGAAGAUAAGCGCGCCAAAACAUUGGAGGCGCUUUCGGAAUUCAUCAAGUCGCAAAAGGCCUUGUUGAAACAGACACAGGAUGACAUCGCCAGACUACGGGAGUUGAGGAAUCAAAUCGUAGAAGACGAUGGUUGUCAUAUGGAGGGGAUCAUGAAAAAGCUGGCCCUAAGUUCUCUCAGAUUGAGUGAGCAGCCGGGUUUGACUCCAUCCAUUGCAAGAGAAAUUGAUUGGGGAGUGUUUAGGUCUUAUGAUCCAUCCCCAUUCAAAGACCUCGCGUCCACUCUCAGGCGUGUACAAGGCGAACGGAGCCGCUCAUCCCUCACCCAAAGCUCUCCCCUCUCUCCCCUUCAGCAGUUCGUCAAAGACCAACGCGCAGUUAUCCUCGACCCCAUCCUCCCCGCCUACGGUCUAUUCGCCGAGCGCUCCGCAUCCGACGAAGACGACGCGCUCGAUCCUGAGGAGCUCCGUCGGCAGCGCGAGCGUGAGAAGAUCCGCGAGCUCAAGAAACGCCGCAUCGACCGUGGGCAAGACGUGCCCCUCGUUGCGGGACUCCGCCGCCCGCGCACCGUGAAUGGCGUGUUCAUUCGGCGGGAUCAGGAAGAUGAGAGCGGGGAGGUGGAAAUUUCUGCUGAUGGGGACACGGAGGGUGAAACGUCUGCGCUGGGGCCGGGACAGCACGGGAUGCGCAUGGAGGUGGAUACUCCGCCCACAUCCGUUGUUUCAUCCGUCUCGACAUAUUCUGGUCUUCCUCCAGUGGCUUCCUCUGAGGAUAGUCACGUCAGAGUUGUUCGCGAGCGCAAGCCGAGCAGGAAGGCGCAGGCAAGAGAGACUGAUGUCAGCUCAUCCGUGUUGUCCGCUAAGGGGAAGAGAAAGCGCGAUGCAGAGACAAAGGUCGCAGCUGCGCCGGAGGCUGAGAGGGACGUUGACGGUGAGGAGCAGAUUGAUGCUAAGCAGAAUGGAAAGAAGAAGGAAAAGCCAAAAUCGGAGACGUACAAGCAGGCGUGGUCCGUCUCUGAGCAGCACCUCCUGGAGCGGCUCCUAGAGGAAAUACCCGAGGGCGAGAAGAACAGGUGGGCAAAGAUAUCCAAGGCGAUGAAUGGGCGAAGGACGGCCAGGCAGGUUGCCAGCCGUGUGCAGAAAUACUUUGAAAAGCUGAAGCGUUUCGGCGUUGAGGUCGGCGGCAGAAAAAGUAUCCCACCACGCAUUUAGUGUAUCAGAUCAUAUGGAUAGAUAUCAUGUCAUGAACAAUUUGUAGCAAAUACCAGUGUAUCAUAUGUGCAGCAACUAGUAUCCAUUUAUUUCUAUUAUGAAU
Messenger RNA from Laetiporus sulphureus 93-53, 1364 nucleotides. RefSeq lists its product as uncharacterized. The coding region runs from base 50 to 1261 and encodes 403 amino acids. The transcript has 5 exons. NCBI's taxonomy places the organism in Eukaryota, Fungi, Basidiomycota, Agaricomycetes, Polyporales, Laetiporaceae. The record is from RefSeq and is a predicted model, not a curated record.